AUGGUGCACCGUCCAGCAGACUCACGCCUGCUCACAAACCUCCUGCAGCAAGAGAAGGAAUACAUCAAGCAGCUAAACCAGGUUCUAGACACCUCUAAUGUCUCUCUGGCAUCUUUCGGUGCCUAUGCAGCAGCGUCACCGCGCCCUGCUUCCCAGGUCAUCAUGUCGGUCGCUGGUUCACUAGCAGCGGCCGACGAAGCGCUCAGAAGAUACGUCCAUGGUGUCGAAGAAUGGAGGGAUGCCAUGCGCGCGUUGAAGGACGCCGAAGACGAGGUUGGGAAUAUCAUGAGAGACAGGGAAAUUCUGGUCACUCGGUUGAUCAAGGCUUCCAAGUCGCACAAGAGCGGUUCUAGCAACUUCCGUGAUUCACUGUUGUUGGGAAACCAGCGCUUCCCAUCGUCCUCUUCUCUUUCGUCGUCUUUCCUCGGACAGCAGGAUUCGCCUUCACCUAGUUCAUCUCGGCCGUUGUCUGCGGCAUUCUCCUCGUCGAAGCUAGCUGCCGCACAGACGGAGCUGCAGGCUUGUGAAACACAUCUCGCGGCUAAGGAACGCGAGCUUGAGCUGAAGCGGAAUGCUGCAAUCCGCGAUGGGCUCGGGGCUCGCGCCAAAGCCAUGAUGGAAUGCGGUUGGGCAUGGAGUCAGCUCGGGAAAGAUUCUCUUCGCGCUUUGGAAGAGUUGAAGGCAGAGAACGUCGAACGCCGUGCUUCCUACAUACACGAACCCUAUUUGGGAGAAACUCUCGAAGCCAGCCGCGAAAAUACAGAUCCCCACUCUACCCGACCGUCGUUCGAUUUGUCCUCCAUUGGGCCUUCUCAGUCUGCAUCCCAGGUGAACCUGAACAACAAUGACAUCCCCCCUGCUGUCCAUAUCGGUUCCAUAAUGAAUUCCGGAUUAUUCGGCGAGCCUUCCGCGAGACAGGAACAUAAUGAGAACACGCAGCCAAACAAUGACGACGAAAAUCACCAACCACACGAGACGACCUCUGGACUACGUCCCUCCUCGGGGGUGUCAACCACUCUAUCGUCUGUAUCUGCCACGCCGGCAACUUAUAAGGUGGAAACGGUAACAUAUGCAGCAGCCGUAGCUGUACAUGUUCCAGGCCGAGAAGCUUCGUCGAGUGCUGGCACCAGCAGCCCGCAAGUUCCCACAUCGAGCGAGCUGUUCAAGGACGAUCGCGACCACCGCGAUUCCCACAAUUCAGUUCGGAUACCGGCGCCUCAUGCACUCGAGGGAUAUGCAUUCGAUAUACCCACAGCUGUUCCGGAUCGGCAGCCUGUCGCGGGGCCGUCUGGCCAGCAACAGAACCUGCAGCGGAGGACCUCGUCGAGGUCUGCCACGCCGUCUGCGUCAGGCAGGUCGACGCCGCAGACGACUCCGUUGGUGACACCCCAGCCUGCUGCUUCAUAUCCGAAACGCCACGUGCUGGAAAGGCGCAUUACGGAAGAAGAGAUGCGGAGCGCGAGUCAGGAUACACAGCGUGGCGGAGAAGAAGCCCGUCAGGAUGAUGGAGCUUCGAGUACUGAGGACGAGCUCGAGCAGGAAGGGAAGCUGAUCCAGGAAGGAAAGUUGGAGGUUGUUGAAAAUCCGAGGUUCUUGACCGAGUCCCGUAAAAAGGAGCUCGAAAAGGAGGAAAGGGAAAAGGCUGAAGAAGCGAAGAGGGCUAAGGGGAAAGGCAAGGCUAAGGAUGAGGAUGAGGAUGGCGAGACCAAGGGAAAGGAGAAGAAGAGGUUCCCGUUCUUCCAUUCUCAUUCUUCAUCCCAUUCGCACAUUGCACGGCCGGCUCAGGUACAGGCUGUAGACGAACAGCAGGGCAAUGGUCAUGUCAGUUUUGCUACUCCAGAGUCACCCCUCGAUGAAGCACCCAAAUCCUCAAAUGCGUCGCCGUCGAAAGGCUUCCUGGGCAGUAUCAAAGGCCUUUUCGUUUCAAGACAUCCGAAAGACUCCCCAUCGUCCCCGUUGCGCACUAAAUUCAAGCGCGAUUCUACUUCUCUCGCUGCAAAUGAGGUGGAUGAUCUAUACGAUUCGGACGACGACCAGUCGCCGACUACCCGAGGUGCAGGCGGAGGUUUACAGAACCUUUUCAGAGGAUCCAAAGACAAGGAGCGCACAUCGAGUAAAUGGCAGACCAGGACAGACAAGAAUAUCCAGCAACUCACCAGGAAGGGAAGCUUUGAUGAUGGAAGCGUUGGUAGGCGCGGUGUGGGACUUGGUGCUGCUUUGGAAGGGGGUUUGGCUGGGAACGCGGUGGCGAAUGUUGGUGUUGUCAAUGCGAAUGGGGUUGGCUUGGGCAGGGCCCCUGACGCGAGAGUUGGACCAAGAACGAGGGCGGCGAGCGACGUUGGUGUUAUGACGAGUUCUAGUGCUGGUGCGGCUGCGGGUCCUGCUGGGAGGAAGCUGAAGAAAAAUCGAACUGGUCCGCCUGUUGCUCCUUCAGCUUCUGGAGUCGCGCUAUCUGGAGACGACAAGGGAACCGCCGGGCCUGUGGAGGUGACGACUGCUUCUCGACAUCCUCCAGCUGACGUUGGGCAAAAGACAGCCGCUGAGAAACCACCUGUCAGAGCUGUAAGCACCUCUGUGCCACCAGCCAGCAAAGCUACAGGGAAGCCGGCGGGGGUAGGCAAUCGUAGGAGCGCCAGUGUGGAUGUAAAUCCGGAGAGACGAGAUUGGGUUCAGGAAGAAAGUCCCAAGGAUAGCGGUGAUAUGAUCGUUGACCUAGGAUGGAGAAGGAGAACGGCAAGUGAAGUUGGUGGGCCUCGAGAUGAUGGAAGGCGACCUGCUGCGGUUUCUUCACCUCCUCCAGCAAUUCCUGCCUCACGACCGGUGAUUCCGCCAGUCAAACCUUUUCAUGGUGUGCUCAGAACGACGCCGACGAAAGACUAUUCGAGUGACUCUGCUGCGGUUGUCUCUGCGCCUGCAGUGACGAGGAAAAAGAGCCUGACUAAGAAGAAGAAUCAAGUUUCUGCAGGUACGACUGCCCCACCUCCCGUACCCGUUGCUUCGAGCUCGAUACCUCUGGCUGCACCAGUGCAAAAAGAUGUCGUCAACACGCCUUCGCCCGCGAGGAAAUCGUCAAUGAAGACCUCUGGGACGCCAACUCCCGUUAAGACCUCCCCUGGCAAUUCAGGUGCUGUGGGCGGGGCGACCGUUAUGCGGUCCGGAGGUGAUCGUCCUAGUGGCACUCUUGUCUCUCAGCCCGGCUGGACGGAACAGGCCCAGGUCAUGGGUGGAGGCCUGUCUCGGAAUUCGUCAAUUACCAGCUCGGCGAGCGCGCCGAGCGGUCCUGGUACGCGAGCUAAAAGGCAGACCACUCUUGGGCAGGGUAUGGGUGGAAGUGGGUUGGGAAGACGGUCAUCGUUAGGCAAUUCUAGCCAGGUGUCACUGUCAAGUGGCAAGGCUGGGUCUAGUGCUGCGCGUUCCGGUGCUGCCCAUACGAAUGGGGCUGUUGUGCAAGCCACCCCUGCUGUGCCUAGUUUGAUGAGUAUCGUGGAGGACGUGGCGAGGGUGAAUAGGGAUAGGGAGGGAUGGAGCCGCGAUCUGAAAGUACAGAAGAAUGCGGGUGGGGUGCAGAAGCCAACAGGCAUGAUUGAACUGGUGAAAGCUCCGCCAUCGUUAGGUAGAGAGGAGCUCAGGGCGAUGGAUGCGGUACAAGUCAGGACAUUAGCAGCGGGUGGCCAAACUUCAACGUCAAUCACCUCCCCUUCCUCUUCGACGCUGGUGCCUCCUGCCUCAUCAAAUGCCAGGACGCCUCCGAAGAUAAGCAUGUUCGAGAUCAAGGCUCCGGGCUCGGUGUUCGAUCAAAGAGCAAAGGAUGUUGAAUUGUCGAGAGAGGCUUCAGCAUCAGCGCCUACGUUGGUUACAGGUAACACUCAUCAACCGGCACAGACGUCAGUGCCAAAGAGUGGACAUGCCCAGCCUCGGACGGCAGCCGUCGCGUCUAGUAGUAGUGCGACCCGAAUGCUCGGAACCCCUCUGCGAAGCGCGUUGAAGUCUAGCCGUUCGCCUUCCCCUGUUGGGGGGGUUGUGCCGUCAACACUCCCUAUGAAGACCUCGAAGGAUAUCAAGGGCAAAGGAAAGGCCCCUGUUCGACCCACCGACGCUGAGAGCGGCGACAACACUGACGAGUCGGAGUCAUACGAGACUGGAAACGAGUUCUAUUCUGAUCAGGAAGAGGUGGAGAGGGCUGGUGUCGCUGGUCCUUCUUCCUCCGCUUCCACUCUCAAAGCACCUAUUGCAAACGGCGGUGUUGUUCCUCGAGCAGUGAAUGGCCAGCAUCCUGAAAAUGAUGGACCUAGGUCUGAUAUAUCUCAUUCUACGUCUUCGACGGUUUUGGGCGGAUCAUCAUUGCACACACCGUCUUCUCAGCCUCGUAGGAGAAAGAGUGUGCGUGUAUCAUUGCAACCCACCUUCUCUCCGUCCCCGCCGGCCAUUGAAUACGAAUCUGAGGAGGAAGAAAAGAGGUAUUCUCCCUGGAGCGGUGCUAGUUCUAGUUCGCAGGGUCGUGCUUCGGGUCGAGAAACUAUGGGUUCCGAAGAGAAUAACAGACGUUACAGCAUGCCUGCCCCUCUUCCCGCCCCUGUACCAGUUCGAGCAGCGGCACCUACUCAUGUUGGUAUUUCUCAUCGGCAGCCCGAGGUGGUGUACGAUAUGUGGCAGGAUUCUGGAUCUGACGAAGACGAGCAAUAUGUGCGAGCCAAGAGGCUACUAACUCGUGCAGCGAAGAGAGAGAAGGAUGUCAGCCGUAUGGUCGCCAACAAGGCGUAA
Molecule: messenger RNA, 4761 nt
Organism: Psilocybe cubensis
Lineage: Eukaryota; Fungi; Basidiomycota; Agaricomycetes; Agaricales; Agrocybaceae
Exons: 4
Coding region: 1-4761 (1586 amino acids)
Source: RefSeq, a predicted model, not a curated record